This is a messenger RNA of Paramisgurnus dabryanus, 3993 nucleotides long. It is a transcript of the gene srd5a1, whose product is annotated as steroid-5-alpha-reductase, alpha polypeptide 1 (3-oxo-5 alpha-steroid delta 4-dehydrogenase alpha 1). Gene Ontology annotation, cellular component: membrane. Gene Ontology annotation, biological process: steroid biosynthetic process. NCBI's taxonomy places the organism in Eukaryota, Metazoa, Chordata, Actinopteri, Cypriniformes, Cobitidae. Gene Ontology annotation, molecular function: 3-oxo-5-alpha-steroid 4-dehydrogenase activity. The record is from RefSeq and is a predicted model, not a curated record.
UCUGAUUGGUGAAACUCCUGUGGACCCAGACGGAUUGUGGGCGUGUUUAAUUCGUUCCCAUGGCGCGACUGUCACUCACUUGAGCGAAACGUUAACAUCACUUAGACAUUUUGACAAAGCCAUUCCGAUGAAUACAAUAUUAAGUAUUUAUUUUAGUAAUUAACAACAAUGGAUGCUAUUUUUAAGGCGUUGUUUUCUUCUGAAGAUGGAGAAUUGUACAUAUUGGAUUGUUUAUCCUACUUCAUGAUGCUUAUGGCUUUCGUUACUUUCGUCGCUUUACUCUUUGUAAACGUGCCCUAUGGCAGGUAUGCAUCCACCAGGUAUGGAUUUCCUGUAAAUGUCAAAUUCGCCUGGUUCGUCCAGGAACUACCAGCCUUUCUUGUACCUCUGGGAUUGAUGCUGAGUUCUUGUGCAAGGAUAACACACCUGCCCAACCAGCUACUUCUGGUGAUGUACCUAUGCCAUUAUUUUCAAAGGUCCCUCAUCUUCCCAUUUUUAAUUCGAGGAGGGAAAUCAACACCGUUCAUCUCAUUUGCCCUGGCCUUUGUCUUCUGCAUCUAUAAUGGGUACCUGCAGACAAGAUACCUGAGUCACUAUGCAGAAUACCCACCAGAUUGGGUUACACAUCCUUAUUUCAUUAUAGGGUCUUGUCUGUGGCUCGUGGGAUGGAUCAUUAACAUUCAUUCUGACCAUAUCCUCAGGAACCUCCGUAAACCUGGAGAGACCGGCUAUAAGAUACCUAAAGGAGGCAUGUUUAAGUAUGUGUCAGGAGCAAACUUCUUGGGUGAGGUUGUAGAAUGGACUGGGUUUGCUAUUGCGGCUCACUCAAUCCACAGUGCCGCCUUUGCCAUCUUCACUCUUGUUGUGCUGUCCAGCAGAGCUUUGGCUCACCAUAAGUGGUAUCUUGCGAAAUUUGAAGACUAUCCAAAAUCAAGAAAAGCAUUAAUACCGUUUGUGUUCUAAUCUCUGUACAGUAUAAGCCUCCUUACUACACAAUGUUUACAUUGUUUCAUAGACUUUUUAAGAAAGGAAGAAACACCAUUGUAAAACCAUAUUAUAUACAAAUCGGCUGACAGAUGCAUAUAUAUUUAAAAACCUCCCUAUUUGUUACUCCUUUAAGACAUUGUGUCCGACAAACAUGGAAGCUGCAGUCGCAUUUCGUCACAUAUGAGCAAUGGGUAAGGGCUGCCAGUUCUUGUCAGAAAAGACAAACAUGAUUCAUUAGCUGGAAAGCAAGUGCGCAUAAGCCAUGUGCUUCAGAUGUGUGACAGCAGCAGAUUCAUUUAUCAUCAUCAUCAUAUAGAUUUUUUUCUAAAUUUUCAUACCGAGUUAGCAUUUCUGUCAGAUUAAAUGGAUAGCAUUUUUCUUUAGCAGCUUUCUAAUCCCCCAUAUCUUUCAAGGUCUAGAAAUUGUUAAAAAAGUCCAUGUGCCUACUGCCUACAGUGGAUUAAUCUUUAUUUCCAUAUCAGUCUCUGAUGUGCAUUUACGAGAGCAUCACAGCCCUGACAAUGACGCAUGCCAUAAAUUGGCAGGUGCCGCCACAUUGGUCCGGGGAUGAGCGCACCAUAAACAGAAGUAAAUGGGGGUGGUGUGUUUUUUUCUGCAAAAAUGCACAAUAACGUAUUGCAUCAGUGGACCAAAGUGCUGAAAGACACCUCUAGGCAGUGUUGGGGAAAGUUACUUUUAAAGUAAUGCAUUACAAUAUUAAGUUACUCCCCAAAAAAGUAACUAAUUGCAUUACUUAGUUACUUUUCAUGGAAAGUAAUGCUUACGUUACUUUUAAGUUACUUUUGCGUUACUUUUUCUUACUUGGCUGAGGCUUGAUCUCUUUCAGCCCUUUGUAGGUGCUUUUUAUGAUCGCAAAAAUGUCGAGCUCUGGCCUGCCAUCUCCGUUUCUGACUCAAACUGUUCCUGCUCAGGCGCACAGAGUGCAUAAAUCUACAUAAAUAUGUUCAGUUUAAGUCAGUACAUUAUUUUAUUUUUAAAUUGAAUUAAUUAAAUUGAAAAGUAACUCGCAUUACUUUUUAAAAAAAGUAACUAAAAUAUUAAUGUGUACCUUCAUAAAGUAAUGCGUACUUUACUUGUUACUUCAGAAAAGUAAUAUUAUUGCAUAAUGCGCGUUACUUGUAAUGCGUUACCCCAACACUGCCUCUAGGCAUUAAUUAUGUCUAUGUGCAUGUGGUGCUUGAUGCAGGAGGUCAGAGUUCACAACAUGUGUGUGAAUGCAUGUCGGAGACAAAUACGGAGGAAAAGAAAAUGUCGAAUAAAGAAUAAAGUUUCUUGCGCACAAAUUAUUCUUAAAUGAAGAACAACUGCAGGCACACAGGCUAUUUUAACAAUGUCUUUACUGCUUUACUGGGUCUGCGUAAAGAGUCAAUUAUAGUUGUGUGUAAGUUCCAUGCCUUAGCUACGCCGUAGGCUAUGCAUAGGCUUUAGAAAGCCUACAAUUUAAUAAAGCGCCUGUUCUACGCGGACCCGCAAGCACUGUGAUUGGUCCACUAGAACCCCUCCCAUCAGGACAAAAAAGUUUGAGUUAAAUCACUCCUCAACUUGGCCCAUCUUUGUUCUUACUGUGACAGGCGGAAAUGCCUAUGAAGAAAUGCGACACCGAUUUUUUUUUUACCUGAUGGGAGGGGUUCUAGCAGACCAAUCACAGUGCUUACGGUCUGCGUAGAACGGUCGCAUUGUUACAUUUUUGGCGAGGCGUGCGUCAGGCUACACAGAGCUACGCACAGCCUACGGCGUAGAACCUUGUACAGUGGUUGUGUUCACACACUGCCAACACACAUUUCUGUCCAAACACCUUGUAAAAGUGGAUUUCGCAUAAUAGGUGCCCUUUAAAAGGGUACUGGGAACUUUCAGGCAUAUGGCUGAGGUGAUAGGUCAGCACAUGAAGCUGUCAAAAUAAAGUAUUUCGAUCAAUAACAAAACAUAUACCAAGUGGGGGUGCUGCUGUCAAGGACAUAAAAGAUGUUUGAACCGGGUACCAUGCCUUAAAAGGACCGCUACAGUUAUUUAUGGAUAAAAUGCCUGAUUUUAUGAGGUGAUGUCAGUAUUUGUCAUUUACAUCUGUAAGGUAUGUAUGUAAAAGUUGAUGUUUUUACACUAUUUUUUUUUGUAGUGAAAAAUAAAGAAAAAUUAUUUAAAAAAAAAAACAAUUAUGUCAAUGAUUCAUGUGAACCUCGCUCACAAUUGCAGUAGCUACAUCUGUUUUGUAUAUAUUUUGUUUGUGACAUCAUCCUUUACCAUUGCUGACACGUAUUGACUCGUAUGCUGUACUUAUGCCUUUAAGGGAUAACACAUAUAACAUGUCAAGAGUUAUGUGUUCUGUGUGUCAAUGCUGUCAGCAAGAAAAUUAGCUUGCCUUAGGUUUGUUUAUCUCUGAAUUGGGGAAGGUCAUAUGAAUUAUUAUUAAUCUAAUUCAAGGAAUCAAUUGUUUCUGUUUUUUAUCAUUUGGAUUAAAGAUUUUCUUUUUAAACACAUGCAUCUGAUGUAAUUCUACAGAAAUCAUCAACAACUUUUAUGUAUUGACAUAUAAUUUAUCUAAACAUACUCUCUGUUUUAGUUUAUUCCCCUUAGCGUGCAUGAUCAAUCUAGAUCUGAGUUGAGGCGAGUAGUAUUUAACUGUUCUUUGGGGAAAUAACCGGGCAGCCACAGGCAAAGCAAUGAAGAAAUGCCCUUGCAAACCACACAACUCUAUUUGCAGCACUUUUUGAUUUAUAUGGGAGCAUGCAGAAGACAUUAGAAAGUGUAACAUUUAACAUAACACACACCUCUGUGCCUUCCAGCAAAGUGAUCUCUUUAUGCACUGCUGCAUGUAGUGUGAUAGUGUGACAGCACUGCCGAGAUGCAAAGGGCACGAGACGUGAGUGUUCUGCGAGGAGCUCCCCCCUCUUGCUGCACGUGAACUGAAGACCAAGCGUACAUUACGUAACCACCGUGGGAGGAGCUUAUAGUAAUACUUAUCUAAUUUAGUCAUAGUAAAAAAAUUGC